AUGGGCGGCCCGCGGGCCUGGACGCUGCUCUGCCUCGGGCUCCUGCUCCCGGGAGGCGGCGCCGCGUGGAGCGUCCCGGGCGCCCGGUUCUCGGGUCGCAGGAACUGGUGCUCCUACGUGGUGACCCGGACCGUCUCCUGCCAUGUGCAGAAUGGUACCUACCUCCAGCGAGUGCUGCAAAACUGCCCGUGGCCCAUGGGCUGCCCUGGGAACAGCUACAGGACUGUGGUGAGACCCAUGUACAAAGUGAUGUACAAGACGGUGACUGCUCGAGAAUGGAGGUGCUGCCCUGGACAUUCAGGGGCAACCUGUGAGGAAGCAGAAGCGGUGAAAAGGUCAGGUGCUUCACCCCCAAGGAUAACCGUACCAGAGAUAGUGGCCCGGAAUCAGUCUGAGAACCUGGCUUUAGAGACGGCCCCACAGCACACCGUUAUGUCCCGAUUCCAGAAACAGGGACGCAUAAACAAGUCUCUCACCUGCGCUGGGGGUUCCAUGCUGGACCCGGGUUCUCAGACAGAUGCUCAGCGAGUGGUUGUGCUGCUGGUGGCGGUGCUAAGUGUGACAGAGCAGACAGUGUCCUCAGUCCCAGCUACCCCUGAGGACUCUGCCCUGCUCUGGGGCUCCCCAGCUGCCCAGGGCAGUCCUGGAGAUGGAAGCCUGCAGGACAGAGUUGAUCCUUUGGAGCUUCCUGGGCCCACUGUCCCCAAGGGAGACGCUGUCAGCCAGAGCCCAGUGAGGAUCAGAGGCCCACCAGGCCCACAGGGACCCCCAGGACGCCCUGGCCAGACGGGAGCUGCAGGCAUCCCUGGAAAGAUGGGACCUCCAGGCCCUCCAGGUCCACCUGGGCCCCCAGGGCCUCCAGCUCCUGUCGGACCACCCCAUACCCAGGUUUCCCUGCAUGGAGAUCCACUGCUGUCUAAUACCUUCACUGAUACAGGCAGCCACUGGCCCCAAGGACCCACUGGGCCCCCAGGUCCUCCUGGCCCCCCAGGGCCCAUGGGUCCUCCUGGACUUCCUGGCCCCGCGGGUGCCCCUGGGAGUCCUGGACACAUGGGAACCCCAGGCCCUUCUGGACCCAAAGGAACCUCUGGCCACCCGGGAGAGAAAGGAGAGAGAGGCCUGCCUGGGGAACCUGGCCCCCAGGGUUUUAUGGGGUUUCCGGGAGAACCUGGCCCCAAAGGAGACCCUGGUGAGAAGAGCCACUGGGGGGAGGGGUUGCACCAACUACGCGAGGCUUUGAAGAUUUUAGCUGAGAGGGUUUUAAUCUUGGAAACAAUGAUUGGGCUCUAUGAACCAGACUUGGGAUCCGGGGCAGGCCCUGAUGGCACAGGUACCUCCAGUCUCCUUCGAGGCAAGAGGGGAGGACACCCAACCAACUACCAGAUCAUCACCCCCAGGAGACGCAACGAAAGAAGCUGAGAGGGUAGUGGUGGCUCUUCAGGGUUCAACACCAGGCUUCCUCCCUCAGCCUGGACUUGGCCAACUGCCUCCAGGGACUGCCAGUUCCUAGUUAUUAAUAUCCUCAGGGACCCCUGUGCCAUCUUGGUCUUAGGAGUAGGCAGAUCUCAGUGAUGGCAGCCUAUUCAUGACAGACUGAACAGGAUCUUGGCCUCAAAGUCAGGCUUCACUUGCACCUGGCCUAGUUCCCUCUGUGAAAUGGGGUGAGGAGGCUUUGGAGGGGGUGGAUAGAGGUACAAGGCUUCCAGUCAUCUCGGUUGCCUAAAGUUGGGAUCUGGGAUUGCCAUGCCCUGCAGAGAUUUACAAGGAUUGGGGCAGAAGUCUCAGUUCCCCUCCUGUAAAACCUUGGGGAGUCCUGUGUGCCCCUCAUUUUCUGGUGCUGAGUUUCCACCCGAGUUCAGGCUGUUUAAUCUCUAACUGAAUGGUUGGUGCUUCUUACAUGAGUUCUACCCCAGGCCCUCACUGUUCCCAUGUCCCAUGUGGGAAUGGGAGGUGUAGAAGGGAACCUGCUCCAAGUGUCUGCUGCAGAUACUGUGGAUUGCUAUGUAUGGACAAUAAACAGCCCCGCUUGACCCUAC
Grammomys surdaster is the source of this 2036-nucleotide messenger RNA. RefSeq names its product EMI domain containing 1 (gene Emid1). Gene Ontology annotation, molecular function: protein binding. The record is from RefSeq and is a predicted model, not a curated record. Bases 1 to 1419 code for a protein of 472 amino acids. Lineage: Eukaryota; Metazoa; Chordata; Mammalia; Rodentia; Muridae. The transcript has 15 exons.